Messenger RNA from Ipomoea triloba (trilobed morning glory), 1234 nucleotides. Its product is annotated as sarcolemmal membrane-associated protein. NCBI's taxonomy places the organism in Eukaryota, Viridiplantae, Streptophyta, Magnoliopsida, Solanales, Convolvulaceae. The record is from RefSeq and is a predicted model, not a curated record. The transcript has 6 exons. Bases 50 to 1087 code for a protein of 345 amino acids.
AGUACAGUUGAGAGUUGAGACCUCUUGGGAAGAGGAGUAACGCUCAGCGAUGGCGGGGCUGCUUGCUUGGGCAGCAGAUGUGGUCGGAAAGAGCGGACACAUCAACGGCGCCGACGACGACGAUCCAAAUUCCAUCCCGUUGAUCUUGACGGACGAGCAGCAGGCCUACGUCCAAGAGCUGAAUCGCAAAGCCGCCUCUCUUAGCCGCGCGAUCCAAGAUCUGCGACUCAGACUUCCGCCUCCCGACAUCUCACAGCGCCUUCCCCACCUCCACGCUCACUCCCUCGCCUCCAAUGCCGCCCUAGCACUCCAGCUCAAUGCCCACUCCGCCACCAAGGAACAGGCGCAACAAAGAGAAGUUACACUACAAGAAGAAAAUGCUGAAUAUGAGAAGGCUAUAUCAAAUUGUAAAAACAAAAUUGAAGAGAAACUGCAGGAAGCAGAUACACUUCAGAUUAGAUUAAAGGAAAUGGAACUGUUCGAAGAAAACUUGAGAUCUGAGUUAGAAAGUGCGCUAGCUGCAGUUGCAAGCCAGUCCGUAAAAUCAAAUAAAACUGUAAGUAACUCUACUAUCAUGGUUGAUAGUGGUACAGAAUCUUCAAAAUCCACACUAGCAGAGAAGGUAGAGGACAAGAAAAAUGAACUGGCAUCAAUGGAAGAACUCGUUCAAGACCUUGAGAAAAAGUGGGCACAAGUUCAGGAUAAAGCAUUGAAACAACCCUCUCCAGCUCAACGUGAGAAAUUACUGGACAAGCAGCUUCACAGCCUAAUUGAACAGCUUGCUGCCAAACAGGCCCAGGCAGAAGGCCUUGCAAAUGAGAUUCAUAUAGAAGAAAUGAACCUAGAGAGAUUGAAAGGCCUUCAAAGGCGGUCUGAAAGUAGCAGUGCAAGGAACAGGUACGCAAGAAGCAGCAGUUUUGACAAAGGACGUGCUUCAUCAGAUUAUAUUGUUGACCCUCGUCAGAAGCCUCCGUAUCAGGUGGCUGGCCGAACUGAGGCUAUUCAGAAACUAGUGCUGCUAAGGUCAGGUUUUGUUCUCUAUAUUUUAGCUCUACAUAUCUUGGUGUUCAUCAAGAUUUCAUUCUAAAAAGUAGUAUGCACGUUACAUGUCAAAUGCAUUGAAGCUCAUCUUCAAAUCAAAAACAAAAUAGAAGGCUUAUGCUUAUUAGAAGUCUUGUACCCACUUCUGAUAUGUCAUGAAUUUGUUGUUAAUGAAUGUGCAAUUUCCGGUAAA